Molecule: messenger RNA, 549 nt
Organism: Fonsecaea pedrosoi CBS 271.37
Lineage: Eukaryota; Fungi; Ascomycota; Eurotiomycetes; Chaetothyriales; Herpotrichiellaceae
Exons: 2
Coding region: 1-549 (182 amino acids)
Source: RefSeq, a predicted model, not a curated record
AUGACGGGAAAAGUUGUCACACGAACCUCGCAAUCGGUUGUCAGUGCGCCAAAGGCUCAAUUGAGCUCUCGAGUUCUCUCUUCACAACAGAACACCAAAGCCCGAGCUGAUGAUACCCACGAUCUUGUCGGAGACACUGUUCCAACUGAUCAGCCAGGCGGAUCUAAUCGAGAGGGAGACGGUCAGACAGGUCUCGAGGAAAUCGACCAAGACAUUUACCCCGAUUGCUUGAUCAACAUCAUCUAUGAUCGGUACGCGCUUGGAGGGAGACCCUACAGCAUCCAUUUCUUCAUCGGUGACGUGAUUAACGCCGAGAUUUCGGGCAACGUGUCUGCUUUGGAGCAUCUGCGACAUGUAGGCAGCGUCUACACCUUCGGCCGGGCAUUUGGCGACGGCGACGGCGAGCACUGUGAGGAUUGUUCUCAGAAGGCGGAGGCGAGAGUGCUCUCUACAGCGCAAGUCCCACUAACUAUUUCUCUCAUUCAUCACGCCGAGGACCAGGACAAUGAUGACAUCUGGCAUAUCGACCACUAUUCCGUUGAGAGCUGA